AUGCAAUCCAAGGCCGCUAUUUCUCUCACUGUUGCGCUCUCAGCCUUUUCGGCAGCGGCGGUCAGUAUCGACAGAAGAAUUGUCGGUGGAGAAGAUGCCAAGGAUGGCGAAUUUCCAUCUGUUGUUAGCAUUACUGGUUCAAAUGGUAUUUGCGGAGGCACUUUGCUAGAUAGCACUACUGUGCUUACUGCUGCGCAUUGCCUUGCUGGAACUGUCUCUGUGAGGGCAGGAUCGCUGAGACAUGACUCGGGUGGUGUAGAGGCUAAAGUCGCGAAUCGGACAUCACACCCCGAGUAUUUACUAAGCGAAUAUGUCAAGACCAAACCCUAUGCGAAUAAUGAUAUUGGCAUCAUCAAACUAGCAAGUCCGAUCAAGAAGAGCGACAAAAUUGACUAUGCUUCGCUCCCGGCAGACGGCUCAGAUGCCAUGGUCGGUUCCAUGGGCACAGUCGCAGGCUGGGGCGUACAAGAAGCCGAUUGGACUUUCGCAGGCGAAGUCGCCGAAGAGAACCUGGCCAAGGUCACUCUGCCUGUUCACGCACGCGAGUUCUGUGACAAGCUUGAGCCAAGUGUCAAAGGUAGAGACACGGUGCUGUGCGUUGGUGGCAAUGGCAAGAGCGCGUGCAGAUAUGAUAGUGGAGGUGGCUUCUUUGAUGAUACGACUGGUCAAGUCGUUGGCGUCGCGUCAUGGUCAAUCGUGGAUAAAGAAUGGCUCAUGUGCAACAACGCCCCCAUGAUUUAUACUCGAGUCGGCAGCUACGUGUCUUUUAUCAAGCAACAUCUCGAAGGUGCGGAUGCUGCUGCCAACCCUGAUCUGGCGCCGGCGCCGGCGCAGAACACGACGACUCCAGACCAGGGUCCUCGGGCCAAGUAA
This is a messenger RNA of Beauveria bassiana ARSEF 2860, 873 nucleotides long. Its product is annotated as Trypsin-related protease. Gene Ontology annotation, biological process: proteolysis. The transcript is spliced from 3 exons. The record is from RefSeq and is a predicted model, not a curated record. Gene Ontology annotation, molecular function: serine-type endopeptidase activity. NCBI's taxonomy places the organism in Eukaryota, Fungi, Ascomycota, Sordariomycetes, Hypocreales, Cordycipitaceae. The coding region runs from base 1 to 873 and encodes 290 amino acids.